AUGGAGAAACCAUAUUGGCUUAUGAAGUUGAUUAAACAACACAAACACUCCCCCACAAACACAAACAAAGACAAAACUAAAACACUCAAAAACAUGCGGGUCUAACCCAAACACACUCCCCCUCUCCUUCCAUCAUCCCCUUUCUCCUAAUUUUACUUCCAUGACUCCCAUCUCCAUCCUCCUCCUCCUCCUCCUCCUCUUCCAAGCUCUCACUCCCUCCAUCUCCCUCAAUAUCAGUAUUGGUACCGGUCCAGGUAUCAGUAUUGGUAUCGGCACCGGAACUCCAUCACCAUCACCAUCUCCACCAAAUUCAUGCUCCUGCAAUGAACCCCAACCUUCAGACUUCCCAAACCUCAAACAAUACUAUGCAUACCUAGUCAUCCAACGUUUCAAACAAACCAUAACAUCUGAUCCCCUAAAUAUCACGUCCACAUGGACUGGCUUCCUCCCAUGCACGUACAAAGGCUUCUACUGUGCCUCCCCUCCAUACUCCCCUCAAACUCCCACCAUCUUCUCCAUAGACUUCAACAACUUCCACCUCUCAGCUCCAACUCUCUCCGGCUUCAUUGACAACCUCCCUGACCUCUCUCUCUUCCACGCCAAUUCCAACUUCUUCUCCGGCAACCUCCCCAACCUCACCUCCCUCCCUUAUUUCUACGAGUUUGACAUUUCCAAUAACAAGUUCUCCGGUCCAUUCCCUUCCACUUCUUUACUCCCUCUUUCACAAUUAACCUUUCUUGAUCUUCGAUACAACCAAUUCUCCGGCACUGUUCCUUCCUUUCUUUUCUCAAAAGAUCUUGAUGUUUUAUUCUUAAACAACAACCUCUUCGGCCAAACUCUCCCUCAAAACCUCGGCAACUCACCAGUCGCUUACUUAACUCUCGCCAACAAUGGCUUCACAGGCACAAUCCCAGCCUCACUAUGCAAUGCAGCUGAUACUCUCGCUGAAGUCCUCUUCCUUCACAACAAGCUCUCAGGCUGCCUUCCUUAUCAGAUAGGACUUCUCCGCAUAGCCACCGUCUUCGACGCCGGUGACAACUUGCUCACCGGCCCAAUUCCUUGGUCUUUUGCUUGUCUUCAAAGCAUAGAACAGCUCAACCUUGCUAACAACUAUCUCUACGGCCGUGUUCCUGAUGUUGUUUGUAGGUUGGCCAAGUUUGGACACUUGGCCAACUUUUCUUUGUCAGGCAACUACUUUACUUCUUUAGGAAUAAGUUGUUGGCCUUUGAUAAAGUCCGGUGAGCUUGAUGUCCGGCGAAACUGCAUUCCAGGCUUGCCGGAGCAACGGACGGUGGAGGAGUGUGCAUGGUUUUUUAUGAAGCCUAAAUUUUGUCCUUUGAGUAUUCAUAUUCCAUGCAGUCUUCAUUCCGGCCAUGGAAGUGAUCAUCAUGAUGGUGGUGAUCUUGUUCGGCCUUCGCCGCCUUUCCGGUCGGUUCCGGGGAGAAGAAUGGUGGAGAAAAAACGGCCUUCUCCGGCGAGCUAUGUCUCUUACUCUGCUUUAGCUAAGAAAGAUAAUUAACUAAGUAAAAAUUCUUAAUCAUGAUGAUAAAUGUAUAUUAAUUAAGUUUGCUUUGUUUAA
Messenger RNA from Dioscorea cayenensis subsp. rotundata (Guinea yam), 1579 nucleotides. RefSeq lists its product as uncharacterized. The record is from RefSeq and is a predicted model, not a curated record. Gene Ontology annotation, molecular function: protein binding. Lineage: Eukaryota; Viridiplantae; Streptophyta; Magnoliopsida; Dioscoreales; Dioscoreaceae.